UCUCCACAAUGCACCCUAAGACUAACCUACGACGCGAACUAUCCGGUUCACAGUAUCACCUACAUUUGUGCAACGACAGUCAUCGCCAUCAAUUCAAUCGCGACGCACACGAGCGGACGCAUGGUUGCACGCUUCUAUGCCUUUAGCCUGGCGCGAGUGAAGCCUAGGACUCCUUUCACAAGAUGCGUCUACUAGAGAUUCGACAGGACGGUACACUCGGCCUCACAGGGAACUUUAUGAAGGAUGAAGAGGUGCCUGCUUAUGCUAUACUUUCACACACCUGGGUCGCCGGCAAAGAGGUGACUUUUGAUGAAUUUAUCGCGGACGAAGGACAUGAGGCUGGUUACAACAAGAUCCGCUUUUGUGCACGACAAGCUGAGCGUGAUGGCUUACGCUACUUCUGGGUGGACACAUGCUGCAUUAAUAAGGCAGAUACUGUUGAGCUCCAACAUGCGAUCAACUCCAUGUUUCGCUGGUAUCAAAAGGCAGCUAGGUGCUACGUCUUCCUGUCAGAUGUACCAACAGCUGAUCUGGAGACACCGACCUUGAAACAGGCGCUACGGAACAGUCGGUGGUUCACUCGAGGCUGGACCCUCCAAGAGCUGCUUGCCCCGCAGGUCGUAAGCUUCUUCUCUAAAGACGGCAAGCACCUGGGAACGCGACACGAGCUAAGGCAAGAAAUCCACGAGAUUACGAGCAUACCCGUCGCGGCUCUCACAGGGGCCUCAUUGGACAACUUCAGCAUCGAAGAGCGCCUGUCUUGGUCAGAACGCCGAUCCACUACACGCGAAGAAGAUAUGGCAUACUGCUUACUAGGCAUAUUUGGCGUCUUCACGUAUCUCAACUACGGCGAAGGACAGAAUAACGCAUUCAGAAGGCUCAAGAAGGUGAUCGAGGAAGACUUAAGGGAAUCGUCCCAAAUACUAGAGGCAAACGUGUCGCAGAGAGGACUCAGCACAUUUGACAAGCUUAGUAGUUGCAAAGCGCAUUACCACAUACCGUUCCCCAAGAACCAAUACUUUGUCGGGAGGAAAGAAGAGCUGGACCUACUCAAUCAGAAGCUGCUGGUGGAUCGAAACUGCCAGAAAAUGUCUAUCGUGGGACUUGGUGGGACAGGCAAAACACAGAUUGCCUUGCAGUUCGCAUAUGCCGUCAAAGAAUCGAUGUCGGCGGUCUCGAUCUUUUGGGUUCCAGCACUAAGCAUGGAGAGCUUUGAGCAAGCGUGUGCGAGCAUUGUAGCACUUCUCAAGAUAGGGCAGGUCGGAGCUGGCGAGGAUGACGCGAAGGAACUCCUAAGGGAGUACCUAAGCUCGGACCGCGCAGCCCGCUGGUUGCUAGUGCUUGACAACGCAGACGAUCCCGAUCUAGUAUUUGGCACAGAGCAAUCAUCAGGGAUUCUUGACUACCUCCCGGAGAGCGAAAAGGGUAUUACUCUAUUCACGACGCGCACGCAGGAAGUAGCGGUGUCACUAACACGAGGAGAUGUACUCGAACUUGGGUCCAUGAGCCGAGGAGAUGCCACACAAUUCCUGGAGAAGUCUGUAAUCAACAAAAGCCUCGUCCAAGACAGUGAAGCUGCAGGAGAGUUAUUGGAUGAGCUGGCAUGUCUGCCUCUAGCUAUCGCGCAGGCAGCAUCCUACCUGAAUAUGAACCGGACCACAAUCGUCAAGUAUCUGCAUCUAAUAAGGAGCACAGAGCAGGAUCUCUUAAGUCUAAUGAGUAAAGAGUUCCGCGAUCACACGCGCUACAAAGACUCAACGAAUGCGAUAGCCUCGACCUGGGUAGUCUCGUUCAAACAGCUCCGAGAGCGCGAUCAGCUAGCUGCAGAACUCUUGGAAUUCAUGUCUUGUGUCGAGUGGAAGGCCAUACCACGAUCGCUAUUGCCGAAAGUGCAGUCAGAGGAGCAGAUGGAGCAUGCUAUUGGCACGCUCUGCGGAUACUCCUUUGCAUCGAGGCGAAAUGACGUCAUUCUUGAGGGAGUCGAGGGGAAAGAAGAGUGGUAUGACUUGCAUCGGCUUGUGCAUCUGGCGACUAGGAUUUGGGUUCAUAAGUAUGGCGAUGCAGCACGCGUAACCGAAAGUGCUAUAGAGCAUGUUGCUGAGGUUUUCCCGACAGAUGACUUCGCUAAUCGGGCUAUCUGGAGGGCGUAUAUGCCCCAUGCGCUAAGAUUGCUAGUGACGAAGCAUUCGUGCAACGUUAAAGAUAGAGCCUGUCUAAUUCUGUGGGUAGGACGGUGCCUAAGCUUUGAUGGCAGAAUCGGAGAAGCAAUU
Messenger RNA from Paraphaeosphaeria sporulosa, 2270 nucleotides. Its product is annotated as HET-domain-containing protein. Gene Ontology annotation, molecular function: ADP binding. The record is from RefSeq and is a predicted model, not a curated record. The transcript has 2 exons. Lineage: Eukaryota; Fungi; Ascomycota; Dothideomycetes; Pleosporales; Didymosphaeriaceae. The annotation marks the transcript as partial.